This is a messenger RNA of Apodemus sylvaticus (European woodmouse), 2751 nucleotides long. Its product is annotated as probable E3 ubiquitin-protein ligase bre1. The record is from RefSeq and is a predicted model, not a curated record. The transcript has 19 exons. NCBI's taxonomy places the organism in Eukaryota, Metazoa, Chordata, Mammalia, Rodentia, Muridae. Bases 1 to 2751 code for a protein of 916 amino acids.
AUGACAUUUUAUGGAACUCAUUUUUCUUCUUGGUCUUCUCAGUCUAUGUCUGAGAGUCCUCCUCAGGAAGAUGUGGGUCACUUGCCAGAGACUGCGGAUCUAAGAAGAGAAAAUACCGGAAAUGGUGAAAUGAAAGUAUUUUCAGACUUUUCUAAGGAAAGUGCUCCUCAGCUCAAGACUUCCUAUGAGAGAGCUACACAUAUGGAAGAUGCAGUUCAUUUUUCUGUAACUACAGACCAAAUAUUAGAGAAUAUGGAAAAUGCAAAAACUAAAGCAGAAGAGUGUGAGGCAUUUAUCUGUGACUACAGAUCAUACAACAGAAAGCAAAGCGACCACAGAAACGAAAGGCUGAAUAAGAAAACAUCCAGUGAAAAGAAUAAGGCUCCAAAGAACGUGGAUGCUAUAGAUGACCAUCAGCUAUCCGAGUCACUCUCUGAGGAUUAUGAUUUGUCUGAUUAUGACAAUAUGUUGAUGAUAGUUGACCAACUUCAAAUGAAGUACAAAGAUUCUGCACAAUCAUUGGAAAUCCAGGAUGCAAUUCAGUCAUAUAAAAUGAUAAUAGAAUGUAACCAAAGUCACUCAGAAUUGCUUAUGGAAAACAGUAAGAACAAGAGAAACCAAGAGAGUGAAGUGAUGAAGAAGCCACAAGAAACAGAAAAAGCAAAAGUGCAGAUCAAAUGCAAAGAGGAGGAGCAGCAAUUAGAUGUCACUGCUGUGGGAUCGCCUGCAAAACAAGAAUUGCAACAAAGAAAUACUGAUGGUCACUAUGAAAAAAGGAAGAAACAACUAACUGAAAAGGAACAACACAAAAAAGAAAAGCAACAACUUGAACAGCACCUUAGAGCACAAGAUAUGGAGUUGCAGCACCUCAAAAAUGAUAUAAAUAAGUUGCAAGAAGCAUGGCAUCCAGAGACAGAGGCUGAACACGGUGACUGCGUGACGAAGGAACACCUGCAAAAGGUUGAACAUGAAGUUUUCAAGUUAGUAGAAACCAUCAAAAAGCAAACAGAGACCAUAGAACUGCUUGAGAAAAAACUACCAAGUGAAGAUAAAACAUUGGCAGGAACUGGCCAUCUGACACAAGCAGGACAAGAGUUCUUUAAUGCUUUCAAAGAAAUGUGUACUACUUCAGGAAUGAGCCAGCUGGAACCCAGAAUUCAACAACUGGAAAGGGAAUUCUCUGAAAUAAAGACCCGGACACGUGAGAAUGUUAUGGUGCUGGAAAACUAUGUCAAACUUAAUCAGUCACAUAAACUGAUAGAGGCUGAAGCUAAGCUGAAGGAGGUCAUGACCCAGUUUGUCAUGCUGACUCAGCACAACACAGCAUUACUGAACUUGCUCAGCUCUGUAUUUGCCUCCGAGUGUCCCUGCAUGGCAAAUGUCCAUAGAAGAUUGGAAAGCCUCUUUACCCAAGAGCACACACCGACUCCCACUUCGGGCCUACAACCUUCAAAUUCGUCCAUAACAGCCCACCUGGAUGUGCCCGCGAACAACAGUGAAGAUUUCAAUAAAGCACUCACCAAGUCGGUUCUGUCUCCACAAUCUGAGCUGCAUCAAAAAAAGGAGAAAUGUCUGAAAUCAGCUAAAGAGAAAGCUCUAAGUAAAAACUGUUUUAAACCAACAAAAACAUCAACUGCAUGUGAAAAUAGAGAGCAUAGUUUCUCUGAAGUUUCGAACACCAGGCAAUUUGAAAAGAAUAUUCCAAUUGAUGAGGUACCACAACAUGAGUUAAUAAGAGAAGAUCAAGAAACUUUUGAUAACCUAGGGAACCACAAUGCCCAUGGGAAUUCAGAAUGUACAAAUCUGGAAUCUGAGCGCUCAGAUGAAACAAGUCAUCAAGCCGUAUAUAAAGCGGAACCAGAACAGUGUAAGGAUCCCGGUCUACAACGGGUAGCAAUGUCAAGUUCAUCUUCUCAAGGACAACUAAGGUCUAAGGACAAACAUUAUGGGUCCAUGAGGAGGAACUUUAAUAAAAAGGAGGCUUAUACCUCUGCACCAAACAUGUGCAUGAUGAGUUCUGAUCCAGGAUUUGGAUCUGGACAUCUCAACAACAGUUUGAGAUACAGAAGAAAUUUCCUGCAAAGAGAAUCCUUGAUGACAAGCUCAAGGACACAGCCCUUUGAGAGUUCACUGAGCUUCCUAAACAAGGUAAGAGAAGAAAAUCAGCAAACUUCUUAUGACAAAGUGGGAAAACACGGUGCCUCAUGCAUAAAGCUACAGAAGUCCUCACUUUCAAACCUGCAGUCUACACACCCAGGAGAAGUAACUCAUCAAACCUCACGUAAAGCAGAACCAAAACUCUAUGAUGCGCUGUCUCCUGAAAGGAUAGAAAUGACAAAGCCAUUAACUUAUAACCGACUACUGUCUAAGGACAGGCAACAUGAGGCCGUGAGGAGGAACUUUGAUAAAAUGGAGGCUUAUAGUUCUGUGCCAAACAUGUAUACAAUGACAAGUCCUCCAGGGUUUGGAUCUGGGCAACUCUACCACAGUUUGGAACACAGCAGAAGUCUCAUGCCAAGAGAAGCCGUGAUGCCAAGCUCCAGGCCAUGGCAUUUUGUGGAGAGUCUGGAUAGCUACCUAUGCAGGCAGCAGCAGGACAUGAAACCAGACGGUGGCUGGGAAGCAAGAGGAAGCAAACUCGGUUUCCAGGGGCUGCAGCUCAUGCUCCGACCAGUUCUUAAUGCAAUAGACAGGAAUUUCGGGAUUAACCAGAAAGCCAGAGAGAAGCAAAUGGAUGCAUUUGUUAAUUAA